Acaulospora morrowiae is the source of this 184-nucleotide messenger RNA. The record is from the annotation of a GenBank genome assembly. NCBI's taxonomy places the organism in Eukaryota, Fungi, Glomeromycota, Glomeromycetes, Diversisporales, Acaulosporaceae.
AUGGAAACUCAGAUCAGCUGCGCCGUCAAAGCAAGCAACGAACUUGUAAAGAAUUUACACCGUGAUGGGCUGGAUCGCGGGAUCAUUGCAACGUUUAACACAUCUAUGGUGGUUAGGCAGGCCUUUACCAAAGAUGAAGCAUCACUUCAUCGUUCCCUUAACAGAUUAACAAAUGUCGCCAGCG